GCAAUGCUUUUAAACUCAUCUGCCGUUGUGUUGGCUUUUCAAAAUACUGUAACUCCCACACGGUCCUCAGGUCCGAGCCGCGCAACCGCUCCAAGUGCAUUUCCUCCAUUUCUUUAUUUCUUUCUUUUAAACUUCUCUUGUGCGGUGUGCAGCAGGAUGUGAUUCAGGAGGCGACGGAGAGCGCACAGAAAGUCUUCCAUGCCGAGAGAGAGAGAGAGAGAGAGAGAGUGAAGAGCUGCAGCUGGGAUCUCGGAUGCGUCUGCGGGACAGACAGUGUGCGUAAAGAUUGGAGUUGAAAGGAAAGCCUGGGAAAAGAAAGGAGCAGAGAGGAAAAGAAAAGGGGGGAAAGGACUUAUCUUCUUCUCUCUUUUUUUUUUUGCAAUCUUUGUUUAGUUUCAUUCAAGAAGGAAAAGAGGAAAAACACAAGACAUCAAGCUGGCUCACUCUCUGCCGGCCCACACCGCGCUCACUGCCGCCCUUCAGCCCCUGUGGAGGAGCGUCACCGGGAAGCGCAUGGCGUCCGAGCUGGCGCUGAGCUCCACCGAGCUGCCCACCAGCCCUCUCGCCAUGGAGUACGUCAACGAUUUCGACCUCAUGAAGUUCGAGGUGAAGAAGGAGCCGGCGGAAAGCGAGCGCGUCGGUUUGACCCAGUGUGGGCGCCUGCUCGCCGGAGGCUCUCUGUCUUCUACACCGAUGAGCACACCGUGCAGCUCAGUGCCGCCGUCUCCGAGCUUCUCAGCGCCGAGUCCCGGUUCAGGGGGCGAACCCAAAGCGCACUUGGAGGACUUUUACUGGAUGGGUAGCUAUGCGCAACAACAACAACAACAACAACAGCAACAACAACAACAUCAACAACAACAACAACAACAUCAACAACAACAACAACAUCAUCAUCAGCAGCAGCAUCAGCAGCCGCCGUUAAACGCAGAAGCUCUCGGGUUCGGCGCUGAGGACGCCAUGGAGGCUCUGAUCAGCAGCGCGCACCAGCUGCACGCCUUCGACGGCUACGCGCGGGCGCAGCAGUUCCCCGCUGCAGAAGAAGUCGGGCCGGCCGUGGUGUCAGCCGUGAUCGCUGCCACGGGUCCUCACCAUCAUCACCACCACCAUCACCAUAACGGCAGCAGCAGCAGCAGUAGCAGCAGCAGCAACAGCAGUGCGCAUCCAUCGAAUAACCAUAACCAUCAUCAUCACCAGCAGCAGCAGCACGCAAACGCGCACGCACACGCGCACGCACACGGGCACGUGGAGGAGCGCUUCACGGACGAGCAGCUCGUCACCAUGUCGGUGCGCGAGCUGAACCGGCAGCUGCGCGGCGUCAGUAAGGAGGAGGUGAUCCGGCUGAAGCAGAAGCGGCGGACGCUGAAGAACCGCGGAUACGCGCAGUCGUGCCGCUUCAAGCGCGUGCAGCAGCGUCACGUGCUCGAGGGCGAGAAGACGCAGCUGCUGCAGCAGGUCGAGCACCUCAAGCAGGAGAUCGCGCGCCUCAUGCGCGAGCGCGACGCCUACAAGGAGAAGUACGAGAAGCUCGUGGGCAGCGGCUUCCGCGACAACACCGGCUCCAGCAGCGACAACAACCCGUCCUCCCCAGAGUUUUUCAUGUCUUCCAGAAAGUUCCUUCACCUGUGACUGUGACCCCGCCCCCAAAACCCCGCCCUGAAGAAUGAGCCAAAGAAAUGCCAUUAUUCAACAGCUAAUUAAAGAGAAAUCUGACAGGAGGAGACCCCGAGCCUGGUACAGUUCCAGUCGUGACACGUCUUCGCUGUUGGGCCAGAAACCCUGAAAAAAGACUCUCUGCUGCAGAUUGCUCAUCUCCUCCUCCUCCUCCUCCUCCUCUUCCUCGCUUCAGUUUGGAUGUGAUCCAUCACUCCCAGGAAAGCCAACACUCCUCUUUCACAUUUCACUCCCUCCGCUUGCAUCUGAGUCGGAACCACCGGCCACCGAUAAUCACAACAUUAAUAUCUGCACACUUAAGUACUUACUUAUUGAUUGAUUCAUGAAUUUGCUUAUUUCUUUUAAUUCCUUAUCAAGGUUUUCAUAUAUUUUUUGAUGCCCUUAUGU
Molecule: messenger RNA, 2058 nt
Organism: Neoarius graeffei (lesser salmon catfish)
Lineage: Eukaryota; Metazoa; Chordata; Actinopteri; Siluriformes; Ariidae
Gene: mafa
Product: MAF bZIP transcription factor a
Exons: 3
Coding region: 514-1626 (370 amino acids)
Biological process (GO): regulation of transcription by RNA polymerase II
Cellular component (GO): nucleus
Molecular function (GO): RNA polymerase II cis-regulatory region sequence-specific DNA binding; DNA-binding transcription factor activity, RNA polymerase II-specific
Source: RefSeq, a predicted model, not a curated record